GCAGACAAUAAUUCCAUUCAAAUUAGUACAAUUAACUGGAUUCAUGUCAAUACAACUGUUCAGAGUAAAUUCCUACAAGAAUUGAGACGAGAGAGGAGUUUGUUGAAAUCAUAACACUAGGAAAUAUAUCUAGAAAUGUUGUAUUUUACACAAGCCACAACCUAGAGGUGUACCACCACAUGUCACACUAUGGCAGCGAUAUGGAAUCCAUCAUUCGUUCCAUUAGUUCUAGCUAUCGCAUUCUUCUUAGGAUUGGUUUGGCACCAGAACAUACUAAAGAUUAAUCUGGAAGAUAAGUUUCAAAGGUGUGCUGCAGCAGCUCUAAAAAUAAAGAAAGAACCAGUGAAGGAAGAGAAAGAAUUACCGGUUAUAAGUGCACUCCAAAGCAAAAUAAAUAACAUCUUUCAUAACAUUGAAAAACAUAUUCCCACUGUCAGAUUGACUUCCUUCAAUAGAAGUACAAGUGCGAGGAAUAGUAAAGCUUUUAUAUCAAACCCUAGAGCACAGUAUUGCAUCGGGGAAGACCUUGUGGUCCAGCUUGACAUGUAUGACUACAUCAACAAAAGGAAGACAUAUGGAGGAGACUUUAUUAGAUCAAGACUCUUUUCUCAAGAGCUUGGAGCCUCUGUGUCUGGAAAAGUGGAAGACUUGAAUAAUGGAUCCUACUUUGUCCACUUCCCUUUAUACUGGGAAGGCAAUGUACAGGUGUCUUCUAUGUUAUUUCACCCAAGUGAAGGCAUCUCAGCUCUAUGGAGGUCUAGACAUUCAAGUUUAGGUGUUUUAGGGUUCCAAGGAAAAUUUGAAAACUUUACUCAAAAUGCAGUAACUGAGUGUCACUUCAAACUUAAUACAACAAAGGAGGUUUGUGAGUACCUGGAUCCAGAUGACGAAGAGGCAUUUUACUGCAUCAAACCGUCUGAUCUACCAUGUGACUCUUUGACAGAUAUGAAGGCAGUUAACCUUUUUUCUUCAUAUCUCACUAAAGAGGAAGCAAAACUGUUUCAAAGGUCCAAUAUUGCUGUUGAAAUUCCUAAAAAUUUCAAGGUCAUUAAUGUUGAAAAUUGUAAAAAAUACAAUGACACAGCAAAGCCAAAGUGUGAGACAGGAAUGACCUCUCCUUUUCCAAGUGGAUACUUUUAUAAGAACAUCUGGAACCCUGUUUAUUGCAACAUGACCCUCUACACAACAAAGGAGCACUUUAUUAAAUGCCUACAAAGGAAGAAACUGUUUCUGAUUGGGGAUUCAACCCUUCGUCAGUUCAUUAUGCAUUUUACAGAAGGCGUCAAAAUACUUGAUUACUUUGGUAACCAUGAGAAGGGAUGGAGCAGUUGGCCUCGGACACGUUUGGCUUUGAGCAUGGAAAAAGAUAUUUUUGUGUUAUACAAAAGACAUGGAUUCCCCCUGGAAUGUUCCGCCUUCUACUAUUUUAAAGAGGACAUGUACACAAGUCGCCAAAUUGAUCUGCAAGGUGGAGGAAAAGACACCAUAAUUGUGAUUACCAUGGGACAGCACUUCAGACAAUUCCCUCUUCAACUCUAUAUUAGAAGAGCUCUGAACAUUCGUCGAGCCAUAGAACGGCUUUUCCUGAGAAGUCCAGACACUAAAGUCAUCAUCAAAACAGAGAACACUAGAGAGAUGACUGCUCCAGUGGAGAGAAUUGGGGACUUUCAUGGGUACACACAAUAUCUGGUACUUAGAGAGGUUUUCCAGGGAAUUAAUGUUGGCUUUGUUGAUGCCUGGGACAUGUCAGUUUCAUCAGCAACUGCAAAUGUUCACCCACCAGGAUAUACACUUCAGGGUAUCAUGAGCUUGACUUUCACAUUUGCUUGUUAUUAAAAAUGCAU
Messenger RNA from Pelobates fuscus (common spadefoot toad), 1844 nucleotides. RefSeq names its product NXPE family member 2-like. The record is from RefSeq and is a predicted model, not a curated record. The coding region runs from base 190 to 1836 and encodes 548 amino acids. NCBI's taxonomy places the organism in Eukaryota, Metazoa, Chordata, Amphibia, Anura, Pelobatidae. The transcript is spliced from 6 exons.